UAAAACUAUUUUUUGUAAUUAUUAACUAUUUUUAUUUAUUAAAACUAUUUUUGUAAUUAUUAAAAAUAUUUUUUAUUUAUUAAAACUAUUUUUUGUAAUUAUUAAACUAUUUAUAUUUUUGUGAUUAAAAACUAUUUUUUAAAAAUAUUUUUUUAUUUAUUAAAAUUAUUAGAACUAAUUUUUAAAUAUGUUUUUUUAAUUUACAGGUCUAAUGAUGAUCAGACCCGGCCUCGACAGCGUCGUGGUCGUGGUGGUACGGGGAGCCAGUCUCGGGGUUCGUCCAGCCAGAUACAGGAUUCCGCUUCGCCCCACAGCUCCUACCAUACAUCUCCCUCUCCAUUUCCCGCUCCUGCUCCUCCCGCUCCCGCUGCUGCACCCUCUCCCGCUGCUGCACCUGCUCCUGCUCCUCCGGGUCCUCCGGGAGUGAUGAGUGUUGCGGAGUUGGUUCGACAGCCCGGUCGUGACUAUCUUCCCUAUCUCACUCUGUAUCCACAUGGACGGGGUCAAACAUGGUAAUUAAACGUUUUUUUUUUCAUUAAAAUUUGAUUCAUUAUUAAUAAUUUGUUCUUUUUAUUAGGUUCAACCGAUCCGGGAACGGGAUCAGCGCAUGGAUCAACCGUAUGAUGUACUCGGCCCUCGACAAGGGAGAUCCGACUUUCACUGACUUCCCUACCCACAAGCAGCAUCUGUGGUUUCGUCAGUUUGCGAAUUCAACUGGAAUUCCGAUGAUACGCUCUUUAUCUAUCACCACUUCGUCCAUAAAAGUUAUGGACAACUAUGGGAAGCAGAUCCACGAGUGGAAGAAGAAGUGGGAAAUAAACAAGGUUGUUUUUAAUUUAUUAAACAAUUUUUUAAUUUAUUAAACAAUUUUUUUAUUUAUUUAACUAUUUACUUUUUUUUUUUUAUUAAAAGGUCCCAUAGUCGAUGAACAACACGGUCUGGGAGGAGUUGUGUGUGUAUUGGGAUAAGGAAGAGACGAAAGAAACUUCUUCCACCAACUCCACCAACCGCAGGAGCGAGCGUAAAGGGAAGGGCGUCUUCAAGCAUAACUUGGUUCUCAAUCUAUUGCCAUUCUGGGGGAUCGCAUUGUAAGUUCAGCCACUUUUUCUUCAAUUAUUUAAGUUUUGAAAUUUUAUUUUUUGUGCAUUUCUUCUAAUUUCUAAUGUUUGUUUAAUUUAUAUUUUUUUCAAGGCGGAAGAAAAUGAUGGCGAGCCGGUUGAUGAUCUCGCCCUAAUGAAGAGGGCGUAUACCAACAAGAAGACCAGCCAGAUUGAUGAUGGUCUUGUGAGGGACGUGGUCACCCUGGUCCAAACUCAGGUGCAAGACGAAGUGUCUCAGCUCCAAACCGAGGAUGACGAUUCGAUGGCUUCGACCAACUUGUCCCGGGUUCGAAUCAACGAAAUCGUUGAAUCGUCGGUUCCAAAGAAGAAGGGACGUUUGGUCGGUUUGGGUCGUCGCUCCCGGUCGGCUGCUCCUUUUUCUGCACCACCGCCCUUUGUUGAUCCAGAAGUACUUACGGCUCAGUUGAAGGACAAGGAUGAUCGCAUAUCUGUGUUGGAGACCCAGAUGGCGGCUCAACAGGCGGGCUAUGAGGCACAGAAGAGGCUGAACGAGCAAAUGAUGGAGAUGAUGAAGAGGAUGUACCUGAACGAGGUGUUCCCGAACGUGCAAGACUCGUAGUUUUUGUUUUUUUUUCAAAAACUCGGAAUGUUUUAUUUUUAUUUGUACAACUUUGAAUAUUAUCUAAUAUGUUUUCAAUUUUAAUUUUAAUUUUAUAUUUCGAAUUUAAAUUUCAAAAAUUUUAAUUUUAAAAAAAAAAAAAAAUUUGAAAUUCCGAGGAAAUGAACCCUCGGAAAUUUCCGACGAACAUUUCCUCGGAAAAAGUCGUCGGAAUAUACCGAGGGACUCUUCCUCGGAAUUUUUCGAGGGCGCCGUUCCUCGGAAAUUCCCGAUGAAAAUUUCGAGGAAUAUUUCGUCGGAACUUCCGAGGAUUGGACCAUCGGAAAGUCCAUCGAAAUAUCCCGAGGAAGUGCUCCCUCGGUAUAUUCCGAGGACCUUUCUGACGAACUGGUGGUCCUCGGAGUUUCCUCGGAAAUUCAUUUCCUCGGAAUUCCGUCGGAAAUUUCCGAAGGAUUUCCGAGGAAAAAUGAAUUUCCGAGGAGUUAUUUCCGAGGACUUGUUUCGUCGGUAUGUCGUCGGAAUAACAUUAU
Messenger RNA from Brassica rapa (field mustard), 2210 nucleotides. RefSeq lists its product as uncharacterized. The record is from RefSeq and is a predicted model, not a curated record. NCBI's taxonomy places the organism in Eukaryota, Viridiplantae, Streptophyta, Magnoliopsida, Brassicales, Brassicaceae.